AUGGCAAGACGAUCAGGAGCUAAGAAGAAGAGCAUACAGAAUGACAAUAAGGCACAAAUUGCCAAGUUACUGGACACAAGGCGGCAAGAUAAAGGAAAGAAUAAUAACAAAAUCACGAAACCUACCAAGAAUAUUGCUAAAUUAGAGGAUGCUUUCACAAAUGUGAUGAAGAAAUUUGAAAUUACAGAUAAUGGACCUUUACAUAAAGAUAUUAAUCAUGAAUCCAAGGGUGCUGAUAAUGAAAUAGGCUCUGAAUUAGCUAGUUUGGUAGAAGCUGAGUCUAGUAAAAAUAAAGAUAAAGAAGAAGAAAAGAAGAAUGAAUCAACGGGUCCAUCUAAAAGAAAACAAAGAAUUAUGAAUAAACCAUCAUUAUCACAAUUGAAAAGUUCCGUUAUUCAUCCAGAAGUUAUAGAAUGGUAUGAUUGUGACGCACCUUAUCCUUAUGUAUUAGCAUCUAUUAAAGCAUCUAAAAAUGUAAUACCGGUUCCGUCUCAUUGGCAAACAAAAAGAGAAUAUCUAUCAGGAAGAUCAUUGCUAUCUAAAAAACCAUUCGAAUUACCAGAUAUUAUUAAAAUGACAGAUAUUGAACAAAUGAGAUCUACUUUACCAACACAAGAAGAAAAUGAAAAAUCCUUGAAAGAAUUAGCUAGAGCAAGAGUUCAAGUGAAAACAGGAACAUUGGAUAUUGAUUAUAGACGAACGUAUAAUAUUUUCUUUAAAAUCGGAGCUCAAUGGAAACAAGAUUUAUUAUUACCAUUUGGUGAUAUGUACUAUGAAAACAGAACUUUACAUGAUGAGGCUCAAUGGAGAAAAAUGAUAAAGGAUAAGAUUCCAGGGAAAUUGAGUGAGACUUUAAGAACAGCAAUGGGUUUAGAAGAUGGUCAAUUACCGCCUUGGUGUAUGGCAAUGAAUGAAAUAGGUAUGCCACCAGCUUAUCCAGAUAUGCAAGUUGCAGGUAUAAAUUGGGAUAUCUCAAAUUUAAAAGAUGGUAUAUAUGCAAAAGUGACACCAUUACAAAAAAGUCGACAAAAAAGCAAAAAUCAAAAGAAUUAUUUUGGAUCAAUAAUAUCGUUUGAAAAAGAUGAUCCACUAGAAACAAUAUAUGAAAAGAAAGUGAAGGAACCUGUUGCUGAAGAUACAAAAGAAACAGAAAAUUUAACUGCUAAAACGGAUAACAAGACUAAUGAUGAUAGGAUUCCCUUAACAGAAUUUGAAACCAAACAAACUACUCCAAAGGUUAAUGAACAAAACGAAGAGGACAAUCAAGAAAAAUCGCUAUACACAGUUAUUGAAACUGAUACUUCUGGUGAAAAAUCAAGUUUGACGGGAUCUGUGACAUCAUAUAAGCUCAACAGAGUAAACAAAACAUCAGAUUCUACUAAAUUACAAGAAACCAUAGACGAUACAGAGCAAUCUGAAGAAGAACUUGAAAAAUUUAAAUUCUAG
Molecule: messenger RNA, 1446 nt
Organism: Maudiozyma saulgeensis
Lineage: Eukaryota; Fungi; Ascomycota; Saccharomycetes; Saccharomycetales; Saccharomycetaceae
Source: the annotation of a GenBank genome assembly